AUGUCAUCAAGAAAUUCUGGAUCGUCUUUCCUAAUCAGUAAUUUCGCUAGUAUUUUCGUCUUAUUAUUCUGGGUGAUAGCCCGGACAGUAGCAUUUGUACCUUAUUGCCCUUGUGUUCUAUUCAAUUCCACCGGUGAUUUUUACUCUCCAAACUACCCAGACUAUAUAUCGAACUUAUCAUGUGUAUUCUAUCAUUUCCAAGCUCCGCCAGAUCAUAUCGUUCAAUUAGCUUUUCACAAUUUUCAACUACCAAUUCGGAGAGGAAGCACAUGUUCCAGCAGUGUGAAGUUUUUCGACCAUUCCCUUGAUGGCUUAGUUGAUGUGAACGAACGGCCAGACUUUGAAUUCUGCGAAAGAGAAAUCGCUCCAGGACGGAUAUUCUACUCGAGAUACAACCAUUUUUUGAUACAAGUUCAACAUGCAGCUGAUACGUCGAAAGGCUUUGUAGGAGAUUAUAGGUUCAUAAGUAGAGCAAACUAUUCGACAGAUGCUGCUGAACUUUCAGAAUACAGCUAUCGUGUAGAGAAACUGGAGGGUACCCUUUACUCACUGGAUUACCCAUACUUUUAUCCAUCUUUCCUUAAUUGCACAUACAUCCUACCUCAAAAAAAAGGAUAUCUGACUAUAAUUUCUUCGUCGUUAAUCGAUCUAGGAAACGAUGCCCAAAUCGACAUAUUCGAAUCUUCUACUAAAGGGAAGAAUAAAUUACAAACCUUAACAUCAGACUCACACAACCUUUAUGCUUCAUCAACAUCAACGCUACUCAUAUAUUUCAAAGCGGGGGAAAAUAAAUGGAAUCGUGGCCGAGGGCUAGUAAUUGAAUUCGUUUACGAGAAGACAGAAAAUUGGUCGAAGCAGCUGGCUGCUGACGAGUCUAUUCAAAGUGUUGCUGAAUGUAUGAUCUCGAUUACCUCAGAAUCAGAAAAAGUUGGCAUUUUCUCUUCAAAACAGAUAACUCAUAAAGCGAACACAAAUUUGCCAACUAAGUGCAGGAUAGUUCUUCAAGGUUUUCCCAACGAGAGAAUUUCUGUAAAAUUCACUCACUUCAGGCUUUAUGUCCCCGAUAACUUGAACGUUACGAAAAGAUGUGGCGACGUUGAUAACUUGACGGCUGAUGUCCGCGUUGGCACAAGAUUGUCUCGGAUUGAAGAGUGGUGCGGGGAGACUAUGCCUCCUCAACUCAUGAGUAGCAGCCAUCUUAUGCAACUAGAAUACACAACCAAAUCUUCUCGAGUGAUAAGAGAGUCGUCCAAAAUAGAUUACGGAUUUGCUUUGGAAUACAAAUUUCAUUCUGGUUGGAAUAUGGAGCAUAUGCAAGCAAAAAUUGACAAAACCAAAGCAUGUCGCUUUGUUUUCAAUUCUUCAAUUGUUUCGAGUGGAAAACUAUGGUCUGUUAAUUAUCCUGGCUAUUAUCCGAGGAAUAUGUAUUGUGAGUAUAUCUUUCAUGGCACUGAAGAUGAGAUAGUUCAUAUACAUUUCGAAUACUUCGAUAUUGAAGGCUUCAAUCAAUGUGAUGAGACUACACAAAGUGAUUUCGUUCUAUUCAGUAAUUAUCAAACCCAUGAUCGAACGAAUCGAAGGUUUUGCGGAAAAACUGCUCCCAGGGGUCCCAUUCUAUCGGAGUCAAAUUAUUUUCGAAUGAUAUUUUACUCCAAUGACAUCUUCGAUGCGACCGGAUUCUAUGCUCAUUAUCAGUUUAUGACUCAACAGAAGCCGGAAAUCAGCAGAGUCAAACUGACCACAUCGAACUCUUCAUGUUAUUUCUUGAACGGUUUUGUGAUAUUUCUAACACUUCUGUGUAGUUCAAGGUGUUGGUAA
This is a messenger RNA of Auanema sp. JU1783, 1818 nucleotides long. Lineage: Eukaryota; Metazoa; Nematoda; Chromadorea; Rhabditida; Rhabditidae. The record is from the annotation of a GenBank genome assembly.